CUCCCCUCCGCGGAAGCGAAUUGGGCUCACCCACAUCCGGGUCUCGGAGGGAAAGGGCGAGUGUGUCACGUGGGGCAGAGGGUGGGCGCCGGCGGCCGCGGCUCCUUCGCUGGCUCUGUUUCCGGUUUGACAAGAUCAAAGCUUCAGGAGAAUGGACAGUGAGGUACAGAGAGAUGGAAGGAUCUUGGAUUUGAUUGACGAUGCUUGGCGAGAAGAUAAGCUGCCUUAUGAGGAUGUUGCAAUACCACUGAAUGAGCUUCCUGAACCUGAACAGGACAACGGUGGCACCACAGAAUCUGUUAAAGAACAAGAAAUGAAGUGGACCGACUUGGCCUUACAGUACCUCCAUGAGAACGUUCCCCCCAUAGGAAACUGACACCUGGCUCCUUUUUCAUGGACGGAUUUUUUUAAAUACAUAGAUACAAAUUGUUUCUUUCAGUCUCCUAAUUCAUAUCUUUUAAUGAUAGAUCAGCACUCAGAAAUGUACAUCCACUUAGUUUGUGGCAGCAAAGUUCAAUGUGGAAAUACUCACCAGAAUGAAAAACAGAUUGAGAUUUCUCAGGAA
Molecule: messenger RNA, 565 nt
Organism: Pteropus alecto (black flying fox)
Lineage: Eukaryota; Metazoa; Chordata; Mammalia; Chiroptera; Pteropodidae
Gene: ANAPC13
Product: anaphase promoting complex subunit 13
Exons: 3
Coding region: 152-376 (74 amino acids)
Biological process (GO): protein K11-linked ubiquitination
Cellular component (GO): anaphase-promoting complex
Source: RefSeq, a predicted model, not a curated record